AUGGCCUUGCACCUGCAGUUAUCAAAAACACUCACAGCUUUGGACUGGGAAUGGGUCGACGCUGCUACGGUAUCUCAACAGACGUCAGCACAGAAAAGAACUACAGAGAAGCAGAAAGGAAAGUUCGGCCGCCUUUCGCAACAACAACAUGGUGCGGACCACAGAUCUUCAGAACGCACCGUCAUCAACUUGACGGUGGCCCGCAUCGUGGAGAGCCGUGCGGCGGGCUUCCCAGUGGGGCGGUAUGUGGUCGGCUACUGGGGGUGGCGCGACAGCACCGUGGCCGACGUGGGGCCCGACGCUCCCUACUUCAUGUCUCCGGCCAUGCUGGUGCCAGACCUGGGGGAGCUGCCCCUCUCCCUCUCUCUGGGGGUGCUGGGCAUGCCCGGAAUCACGGCCUACUUUGGACUGCUGGAGGUCUGCAAGCCUAAGGAGGGAGAGGUCGCCGUAGUCAGUGGGGCAGCAGGUGCUGUGGGGUCCAUAGUCGGGCAGAUAGCGCGCCUCAAGGGGUGCAAAGUAAUUGGCUUCCCGGGAUCAGACGCUAAGGUGGCCCGCAUCGUGGAGAGCCGUGCUGCGGGCUCCCCAGUGGGGCGGUACGUGGUCGGCUACUGGGGGUGGCGCGACCGCACCGUGGCCGACGUGGGGCCGGACGCGCCCUACUUCAUGUCUCCGGCCAUGCUGGUGCCAGACCUGGGGGAGCUGCCCCUCUCCCUCUCUCUGGGGGUGCUGGGCAUGCCUGGAAUCACGGCCUACUUUGGACUGCUUGAGGUCUGCAAGCCAAAGAAGGGAGAGGUCGCCGUAGUCAGUGGGGCAGCAGGUGCUGUGGGGUCCAUAGUCGGGCAGAUAGCGCGCCUCAAGGGGUGCAAAGUAAUUGGCUUCGCGGGAUCAAACGCUAAGGUGAAGUGGCUGAAAGAGGAGUUGGGAUUCCAUCACGCAUUUAACUACAAGACGAAUGACGUCACAGAGGCGCUGAAGCAGGCGGCACCUGACGGCGUCGACGUGUACUUCGACAACGUGGGCGGCGAGCUGAGCAGCGCAGUCAUCAACAGCAUGCGAGAGUGGGGCCGCAUCUCGGUGUGCGGCUCGAUAUCUGGAUACAACGAAUCUAACCUCCCGAAGGAUACCAUCAUCCAGCCCGCAGCCAUAUUCAAGCAGCUCCGCAUGGAGGGGUUCCUGUAUUCACGGUGGCACAACCGCUGGGAAGAGGGCAUUACCCAGCUGACGCAGUGGGUCCGAGAGGGAAAAAUCAAAUACCGUGAGACUGUAACAGAAGGGUUUCAAGACACCCCCAAAGCCUUCGCCGGUAUGCUGCAGGGUGACAGCUUGGGGAAGGCUGUUGUUAAAGUGUGA
Molecule: messenger RNA, 1350 nt
Organism: Schistocerca americana (American grasshopper)
Lineage: Eukaryota; Metazoa; Arthropoda; Insecta; Orthoptera; Acrididae
Product: prostaglandin reductase 1-like
Exons: 4
Coding region: 1-1350 (449 amino acids)
Biological process (GO): prostaglandin metabolic process
Molecular function (GO): 15-oxoprostaglandin 13-reductase [NAD(P)+] activity
Source: RefSeq, a predicted model, not a curated record